Messenger RNA from Perca fluviatilis (European perch), 1649 nucleotides. RefSeq names its product ST6 (alpha-N-acetyl-neuraminyl-2,3-beta-galactosyl-1,3)-N-acetylgalactosaminide alpha-2,6-sialyltransferase 5b (gene st6galnac5b). The transcript is spliced from 5 exons. Gene Ontology annotation, molecular function: alpha-N-acetylgalactosaminide alpha-2,6-sialyltransferase activity. The record is from RefSeq and is a predicted model, not a curated record. Bases 232 to 1233 code for a protein of 333 amino acids. Gene Ontology annotation, biological process: oligosaccharide metabolic process; ganglioside biosynthetic process. Lineage: Eukaryota; Metazoa; Chordata; Actinopteri; Perciformes; Percidae.
UGAACACUGAAAGCGAGGUGCGCUGGGAAGAAGAGGAGUUGUUUAGGACCAUGAGGAGCGCAGUCAGUGUGGAGUGAGGAGAGCAUGGGAGAAGAGUAGUGGAGCGUCGUCUUCUGGUGCUGCGCGCUGAUCCCGGUGAUGCUGCUGCUCAAGUGUUGCAUGCUGAAGAGUCCCAAUGCUCUGUGAGAGAGCCUACAAGGAUGAUAGGAUGAAGGUUGGCAACGAGGGGAAAUGAAGAUGAAGAUAAGAGUGUACCAAGGGGUUAGUGGCAUCAUCAUCGUCACCAUGGUUACCAGUUUUAUGUUGGUGUACAACAGCAGCUCUGGCGACCGAUCAUCUUCCUCAUCGGCAUCGUCGGUAGCAUCGCCCCACCGUUUAGAUGCUCCUCUUCCAUCCACAAAGAAGCCAGAGAGGCUGCAGAGACUCCCACCACCAACACUUGAGGGGUACACAGGUGUCAUGGAUCAGAAGCCUCUGAAGAUGCACUGCCGGUCUUGUGCCCUGGUGACCAGCUCUGGCCAGCUAACUGGGAGCAAGAGAGGUGAAGAAAUCGACCGCUCCGAGUGCGUAAUCCGAAUGAAUGAUGCUCCGAGCAUAAACUAUCAGCAGGACGUUGGCCGACGCACAAACCUGCGUGUUGUAGCUCACUCCAGCCUGCAGAGGGUGCUGCGGAGCCGGCAGGAGCUGCUCAACGGGAGCCAAGACACAGUGUUCAUCUUCUGGGGACCCAGCAGCUGCAUGAGACGGGAUGGAAGAGGCCACGUUUACAACAACCUCAGGCUGUUGAACCAGCUUUUGCCCAAACUUAAAGUCUACGUCAUUUCUCGAAUCAAAAUGCUGAAGUUUGAUGAACUAUUUAAAAAGGAAACAGGGAUUGAUAGGAAGAGUUCCAACUCCUGGCUGAGUACUGGCUGGUUCACCAUGGCCAUAGCUGUGGAGCUGUGUGACAGGAUCAACGUGUAUGGCAUGGUGCCACCUGAUUUCUGCAGAUCCUCCUCUCAUCCCUCUCUGCCUUAUCAUUACUAUGAGCCCUCGGGGCCCGACGAGUGCUCCAUGUAUCUCUCCCACGAGAGGAGCCGACGAGGAAGCCACCACCGCUUCAUCACGGAGAAGGCAGUGUUUGCAAACUGGGCUCGAACCCUCAACAUCCACUUUCACCAGCCAGACUGGAAGCCGGCUGCUCUCACCACCAGCAUGAACAGCUCAUACACUCCAGUUCCAGCUGGAUCCUGAGGUUCUCUCAAGAGAUGGCCCCCAGAAGUGUGGAAUAUGUGUGGAGGGUUUCCAGCAUGCUCCCUCUCUCUGGACACUAUGAAUGCAUGAGACAGCAGUAGGACAGAACAGAACAGAAUUGUUGUGGCUGUUAGCCCACUGCCUGAGCAUCUUGGCAGAAUGAGAUCAUUGCGUAGUAACAGAAAGAAGCCCCAACAAUGUUUUGGAAGUGUAACUAUAAAAGGAUGAAUUUCAUACUGGAAUCAAAGCCACAAAGUGUUUUUGUUUUUUUAAACUCUGUGUAGAGCUGCUUUAACAACACUCGAGCUGUCAGAGAGGAGACAAACAAUGAGGCAGUACACCACUGCAAUAACCGCUGUAUGACUGUGAAAUGAUUAAUUUCCAUAAACUGAAUACAGAUUCUUUGAGGACACUGA